Molecule: messenger RNA, 4464 nt
Organism: Talpa occidentalis (Iberian mole)
Lineage: Eukaryota; Metazoa; Chordata; Mammalia; Eulipotyphla; Talpidae
Gene: PRR5L
Product: proline rich 5 like
Exons: 12
Coding region: 517-1623 (368 amino acids)
Biological process (GO): TORC2 signaling
Cellular component (GO): TORC2 complex
Source: RefSeq, a predicted model, not a curated record
UCCUCAGGGAGGCGGGAGGUACCGGUUUGUGGCGCUGUGAAAUGGGGUGCGACCAGGCAGCAUGUGAUGCUGGAGUGCUCAACCCGGAGUUGCUAGCACCUUGACAUGGGGAAGACGAAGGCGCGGGAAAGGAAAUUCACUAUCCUCGUCUAUUUAUCAGACCCAGGAGAGAUCUGUUUUGACGAGCAAGUGAAGAUGUUUUUUGGGAGAGAAGGCCCAGUCAUCUGUUACAACUCACAGGAUGAUCUGCCACCCCAUCCUGCAGAAUCUGAGUACAUUUUGAUAUCACCCUUGGAGGCCUUCCCUGAAGAACCCAGAAGGUCCUAGUGGUUCACCUAGAAGUUUCUGGAUCAGAAGUCAUUACUAGAACAUCAUGAGAGUUCUGAGUGAAGCAACAGGAGGUGUUGGCUAAACUUGUGAUUUUAAGAAAGCCAGAGGGCCAGAAAGUACUCUUGGGAGAAGCCCUGUGUAUGGGCAGUUGGAUCAAGAGGAGAAACUGCCCCGUCACCCGGACUUAUGACCCGCGGCUUCUCUCCCAGCCUGCCUGUCGAGUUCCACAAGAUGGGCUCCUUCCGCAGGCCCAGACCUCGCUUCAUGAGCUCCCCGGUGCUCAGUGAUCUGCCCCGAUUUCAAGCCACCCGGCAGGCUUUGCAGCUGAGCUCCAACUCGGCCUGGAACAGUGUCCAGUCGGCCGUGAUCAACGUCUUCAAAGGGGGCGGUCUACAAAGCAAUGAGCUCUAUGCACUGAACGAAAACAUCAGGCGGCUGCUGAAGAGUGAACUUGGAUCCUUCAUAUCAGACUAUUUCCAGAACCAGCUUCUUGCAAAAGGACUGUUGUUUGUGGAGGAGAAGAUUAAGCUGUGUGAAGGUGAAAAUCGCAUUGAGGUUCUGGCUGAAGUCUGGGACCACUUCUUCACUGAGACUCUCCCCACUCUGCAGGCAAUAUUUUACCCAGUUCAGGGCCAGGAGCUGACCAUCCGCCAAAUCUCCCUGCUGGGCUUCCGGGACCUGGUCCUGCUGAAGGUGAAGUUGGGGGACCUGCUGCUGCUGGCCCAGCCCCAGCUGCCCUCAUCCAUUGUGCAGAUGCUGCUCAUCCUACAGAGUGUUCAUGAGCCCACAGGCCCAAGUGAGGCAUAUUUACAGCUGGAGGAUCUGGUGAAGCAAGUGGUUUCUCCCUUCCUUGGCAUCAGUGAGGACCGUGGUAUCUCAGGCCCCACAUACAUGCUAGCCAGACGCCACUCCAGGGUCCGGCCCAAGGUGAUGCUCCUAAACCAUGGCUCGCCCACAAACACGGUCAGCCGGCCACUGAAUGAGAAUGCCCUGACCCCACUGACAGAGCAAGAAGGGGAGGCCUACCUGGAGAAGUGUGGCAGCGUCCGGCGGCACACGGUGGCCAACGCCCACUCGGACAUCCAGCUACUGGCCAUGGCCACCAUGAUGCACUCGGGCCUCGGGGAGGAGCCGGGGGGUGAGGACAAAUGCCUGCUCCUGCCACCCAACUUCUCCCCGCCCCACCGGCAGUGCUCCAGCGAGCCCAACAUCACCGACAGCCCUGAUGAGCUGGCAGAGGUACCAGGGGGCGACCAGGAGCACUCGGACCUGAACUGUGCUUCCCUCAGCUGAGUGCCUCCUCAGACUUCUGAGCUCCUGCCCAGCAACCGAGAUGAGGACGGAUCCAACUGUGGGUCUCCCGGGGACUCUGCUCUGGGCAACACUGCCUUAUUUCUUUCUGGGUCCAGGCCUGGCCUAAGUGCCCCGGGGGAAAUCCCUUUUGACAUCCACACAGACACAAUGGCCCAGCGUCCACUUUCUAACUUGCAGCCUUACCUGAUUCACAUCCUCAUCUCUGGGCCCUGUUCCCUCAGUCGUGGGGCUGCCCGCUGCACCCCCGUGCCCCUGGCAUUCUUACCACAGCGGGCAUCGUCAGGACCUCACAGAGCCAGCAUAGGUGUGUUGUUGGCUUUGAGGCUUCCUCGUUGGGUUCUUGUGAUAAGAGGCUUUUGGGUGAAAAGAGGUAGUAGAGAGGGGUCACCCCCCUCCGCUUUCUGUGCAGCGCCCUCCAAGCUUUUGCUGGACAUGCAUCUUCCUAAUUUAAUUUCAGAAUUACUGGGAAAGAAUUGCCCCCUGGUGGGUCAGGGGCCCUCCUCACUUAUCUCAGAUCCUACAUGCUGCCUCCACAAACAUCUUUCACUCACAGGGUGAGAGAGACCCCGUCCUUCAUUAAGCCUGGGCAUUUCCCUCCCAGGCUGCCUUCCAAGCUCAAGGAGACUAACCUUCCUGGUGGAGUAGCUGGUGUCCUCAUCCCUCUCUCAUUUCACAAAUGGACCAUUUUCCUGAUGUGAGUCAGGGGCCAGCUGAUACCAACCAACUAGACUGUUCCUGGAUUUGACUUGAAUUUUUUAAAUGUGCAUCAUUUCAAAAAAAAAAUUGUUUGCAAAUAUUUGCACAUAGGGUCUUGCACUGUUCAUUUCCAAGGGGGUACGUCUUCAAACUGAAAAAUAAGCAAACCCCCAUAGGAGGGGAGACUGUCAGUGGUUCAGGGUGAAAGUGAUUGGUGGUUGUUGAGGCUCAGAGGCUGGAGCUCUGGAAAUGGCUGUGGUAUGAGUGUUACGGUUAUUCAGAAAAGCAGUAGUGAGCUAGGGAGGCUCCACGCGCCUCUUGAGCAGAGGGUUGCAGCAAAGGGAACGUCUGGGUGCUUUACACUGGAUGAGGUAGGGGCAGGUGAACAGGAACUUUUGGGGAGAUGUUCAUUCCCUGUGAUUAAAGAAGUGCCUGGAAUGUUUAAUAUGUGAGGUCUAAACAUGCUGCUUGGGGCAGCAGGCUGUGGUACUGGGCUGUAUCCGUAACACUGCUUCCUCCAGAUUGGGGCUUUCUGUCCAGCACAAACCCCUGUGAUCUUCUCUUUGUAUUUGACUGUUGACUCUACUGAUAACAGCUUCAGAAAAAAAGAGAGCUCACUGGCCCUCCUGGCUUCUUCUAGGUAUCCUGUUAGUCUUGAGAAAGUUUGUUUAUAAAAUCUCAGAGACAUGAGCCAGCUUGGCUUCCAGUAUGGCAGGAGGUGGCUGGGAGAGGUUGGGAACAGUUUGAGCUGCCAACAGGGGGAGAGACCGUCUAAGCUCAUCUAAGCCCUGAUAUUUUUUCCCUCUGGGUGAAGAUCUGAAAUGUGACCAGACUUGUGCUUUUGAUGACUUAUAACAUGGAAAUUUUGUUUAAAAAGUUGUUUUAUUUUUAUUCUUCUAAGAGAGUGAUAGAAGAGAAGUGUCCAAAGGGGAUCUGAGAAUUUCAAACAAAAAUAAUCUGUGUAUUUGUUGAAUGAAGUCCUCAAACAGGUUGACAUGUAUUAGUAAAUGAAACAUUAGUAGGUAACAACAUGAUGGUUUAUUUAACUGCUGGCUUCUGUCCUUGUUAGUGCACUAGCACUUGGGGUGAGUAUUUAUGGAUCCAGGCAAAAUAAAUAAUUAUGCUUGGGUUUGCUUUUUCAGUUUCAACUCCAGUGGUACAUGUUUUUAAAUGUCUUUUUCAUAUACUACAUGCCUCUAAUGAAGACAGCAGUCAUCAGUUAAAUAUAUAAGCUCUGAGGUUGAGAUGGAAUAUCAGUACAGACCUAGUGUAUUUCAUUGCUGAUGACUGUCAGUUUAGUUCACGACUUUGCCUUUGAACACACCUGAUAUUUGUACGGUAAAUAUUUCAAACCCUACAUGUAAAGUUUUUGCUGAUGUUUAUGGGCAUUUUAGCCAUCAGAGCUGUUGUGAGAGUGAUAGCUAGAGUGUUUUUAACCACUGUUUCUCCCCUCUGAGCUGAAGAUUCAUUUUUGUUAUUUAAACUAGAUCUUCCUGUGACUGAGGUCUAAUGACAGGAAUCCAUCACAACUCUAAUCUCUAGCUAACAAACCAAAAACCUUUCGUGUGUUCUGAAAUGGAUUCAAUAAACAUUUUAUACAUAUUACCUGGUCCCAAGCUGCAUGUCUUGAUGAAAUUGACAACCCACCAGGUCUUUCUGCAUCCUGUCCUCACCUCCCUGUGCCUGCCUGCUCUUCCUGCCUGCACCAGGGCUUUGCAGCAGAGUAGUCUUAUCUCCACCAACCACCCCUGGGCUUUGUCUGACAUUCUCAGCUGCAAUGGAAAGUCAUUUCCUGGAGAAAUAGCACUGUCUCCAGAGCUUGGAAAGCACUGAACAAAGUCUGAAGGCGAGGCCUGUCUUCUAAACCUAUGCAGCCACUCAUCCUUGAGCAUUUGGCCUAGAGGGAACACUUAACCGUGUUUACUCAGAGAGCAUCUCCUCAGAGAUCCCCCUCCGGCUCUGUUUGGCAGAGGGAAUUUACAAUACAGGUGACCCUUGAACUAUGUGGGGGUUAGGAACACUGACCCUCCAUGCAGUCAAAUAUCCACAUAUACCUCUUGCAGCCCCCCACCCCCCUCCAAUUUAACUACUGAAACCUCCUGUUGCCCAGAAGCCUUAUUUCUG